AUGGUCAAAUUAACUUCAAUCGCUGCAGGUGUCGCUGCUAUCGCUGCCGGUGUCGCUGCUGCCCCAGCAACUACCACUCUAGCUCCAUCCGACAAAAGAGUCAACUUGGUUGAGUUGGGUAUCUACGUUUCUGAUAUCAGAGCCCAUUUGGCCCAAUACUAUUUGUUCCAAGCCGCUCAUCCAACUGAAACAUACCCAGUUGAAGUUGCUCAAGCUGUUUUCAACUACGGUGAUUUCACCACUAUGUUAACUGGUAUCGAACCUGCCCAAGUUACCAGAAUGAUUACUGGUGUCCCAUGGUACUCCACCAGAUUGAGACCUGCUAUCUCCAAGGCCCUCUCCAAGGACGGUAUCUACACCGCCGUCCCAACCAAGAAAUGA
Saccharomyces eubayanus is the source of this 381-nucleotide messenger RNA. RefSeq names its product SRP1/TIP1 family protein. Gene Ontology annotation, cellular component: fungal-type vacuole; fungal-type cell wall. Gene Ontology annotation, biological process: fungal-type cell wall organization. The record is from RefSeq and is a predicted model, not a curated record. The transcript has a single exon. Bases 1 to 381 code for a protein of 126 amino acids. Lineage: Eukaryota; Fungi; Ascomycota; Saccharomycetes; Saccharomycetales; Saccharomycetaceae. Gene Ontology annotation, molecular function: structural constituent of cell wall.